UCUCGGUGAUGGAGUCUCCAGCUCCCGCGCGCUCCUCUCGGCUCCUGCUCGCCUACAAGAGCGCGGCGCAGCACCUGCUCUCCAAAGCGGGCAUGCGCGCGCUCCAGCUACAGCGGAGCGCGAGCGCCGCCGCCGCCAAGGACAAGCAGCGCUCGUCCCCGAUCGCGCAGCUCGCCGCGCUCGUGCUGCAGCGGCGGCGGCGGCGCCGGCGUCUCGCGCUCGAGUCUACCGCGCUGUCGCUCGCGCCCGCGCCCAAGCCGCGGAACAGCCGGCGCGUGGUGGUGCUCGGCGCGCCGCGCGUGGGGAAGACGAGCAUCGUGCGGCGCUUCCUGCGCGAGGACUUCGAGGAGCGCUACGAGCCCACGCGCGAGGACUUCCACAGGAAACUCUACCACAUCCGCGGGGAAGCGUAUCAGAUAGACAUCCUGGAUCCAGCCGGGGAGAGAGAGUUCCCGGCCAAGCGCAGGCUGACCAUCCUCACAGGAGAUAUCUUCCUGCUGGUCCUCAGUCUGGAUGACCGCGCCUCCUUUGAUGAAGCGCGCUCCCUGCGCUCUGAGAUCUCUCAGGCCAAAAGCGCGCUCCUGCGCUGCCCCGCCGAGGGCGCGCGCGUGCCCGUGGUCGUGUGCGCGAACAAAGCAGAUCUGCCGGCGGAGGAGCGCGCGGUGUCGCGCGCCGAGCUACUGCGCGCCUUCGGCGGCAAGGACACCGCGUGCACGCUCUUCGAGACGUCGGCCAAGGAGGGCGACGAGACCCUGGAGCGCGCGUUCGAGGCCCUGGCAGCGCGCGCGGGGCUGCCCGUGGAGACCGGACCCUCGCACCACCGCAGAGUGUCCCUGCGCUCGUACCGCAGGCUGGGGGGAGGAGGGAGGAAGGCCGAAGCGCACGCGAGCCCCUGCGGCGCGCUCCACCCGCUCGCGCGCAGACCCAGCAUGAACGCGGACCUCAGGCUCGUGCUCGCGACCCAUGGGAAAAAGAGGACGAGCAAACCGGCCAAGAAGUGACUGUGAAAGAGAGAGAGAGAGAGAGAGAGAGAGAGAGAGAGAGAGAGAGACAUUGGCUUAUUACACAGUACUGUACUGACAUCAGUGACCUUCCAUUAGUUUGAGUGUAAAUAUGAAUAUGAAUGUGAAUCGAUCUGUUCAGCUCAUUCUGUACAGCCUCAUUUAUUAACUUAUCGAUGUAUUUAUUUAUUUAUUUACAUAUUUAUUAUGAUCACUGCAGCCGUUGGGUUGGAACUGUAGCAGCCAGCCAGCGAUGGAUAAUCAAUGAGUGUGUCUACAUUCACUUACGAAUCUGAUCACUGCAGAAAACCUGAUUUUUCUCAAUAAUCCAAUCAACAUGUUUACAUGAACUUACAGAAUCGGAUCCUGGGGGAACUCCGGGUCCACAUGAGUCAGAUGGUUAUCAGAUUCCUGCUUUACGCAGAGGAAGAUCAAACUUCGUUAGCGGCUUUUUCAGGUCACCUGAAAAUGUGAGCGUUCAUCACCCAGAUCUGAUUCGUCAAGCGUUUCAGCCUCGCUCCAGGAGUGUUCUGCUGCGUCUCGUGGCGACGUGGCUCGCUGAUUUCUGGCGCCUCCGUCUGUUUCGCACAUGCUCAGACUGAGGAAUCCGAAAGAAAUCAGAGUAAGAGUCACACUGAGAAACCUGACUACGGAGCUCAGAUAUCAGAUCAGAUAUGUGCAGAAAUCAGAUGCUCAGAUCAUUAAUUGCAUGUAAACACACUGUGUGUUCUUUACUGAAAGGCCUUACAUGAAAACUGCGAUCAAACAGACAGUUUGGAAUAAAAGCUUUGAUAUAAAUGAA
Messenger RNA from Pygocentrus nattereri (red-bellied piranha), 1803 nucleotides. It is a transcript of the gene rasd2b, whose product is annotated as GTP-binding protein Rhes. Bases 9 to 1001 code for a protein of 330 amino acids. The transcript is spliced from 2 exons. The record is from RefSeq and is a predicted model, not a curated record. NCBI's taxonomy places the organism in Eukaryota, Metazoa, Chordata, Actinopteri, Characiformes, Serrasalmidae. Gene Ontology annotation, molecular function: GTPase activity; GTP binding.